GUUUUUGUGUUCGGAAAGUAGGUGUAACUGGUUUCAAAAUUAUCGAAUCAACGAUUUGGCUUCAUUGCGACCCAAAAUCCAAAACCCUAAUAUGGAACCCUCGCCAUCGGAGGAUCUCGAAGAUUACGGACCGUCGUCGACACUUAUCGGGUUUGAUCGCCCGCUUCCAUUGCUCCGUGGUCCCGUCUCUGUCGGUCCGCAUGACGACGCAUCGGCCGGUUCGUUCGUUCUUGCAUUCAGAGACCCCAGAACUUGGGCGAACGCGUACAGAGUCUGUGAGUCCAAGAUUAUCGACCAGUGCGUGUCUGGAGCCAGGAUCGGGUGCUCGAUCAGCGCCUCGAGCAAGUGUAAGCCCCCGUGGUGGCGGGCUCUGACUGGUUUUAGGGCUUCGGAUUUGAAGGAGAGGGAGCAAUGUGAAGAGCGAGAGAUGAAGGGCUGUUUGGAGGUGGCGAAGGAGAAGUGUUCUGGGUUCGCCAAAGAACGGUGCUUGAAGUCGUUUAGGGAUGCGAGGGUUGUGGCUAGGGAUAUAAAUGCGAAGCAGGUUCAGAGGUUGGUUUGCUUGGUAACUUUGGGGGAUAAGAGUACGUGGGUUGGUUUGAUUGGAUUCAAUCAAUUGGUUUAUAAUCGAGAAUUUGGGACAAGGUAUUAUAGGGCCAGUGAAUUACUUGGUUCUUGUAGUGAUAUUGAUUGCAUUUUAGGUGGAAUUAGUGGCAAGGAAACAUCGCAGUAGUGGGAUUUUACUUCGAAAAAAUUGAGCUUAUGGAUUAUCGAUUUUGAAAAGAAAUACGUGAGAUAGCAAUGUUUCACAAAAUUAAAAGCAUCUGGAGUCUAUCUGGAGGCAGUUUACACUUGGACCUGGUGCUGCUGUGCCAUUGUUGAGAAAGUGAUAUUCCCAGGAAUCAUAGAUAAGAUUACAGUGCACAACCAAACACAAUGAUGUAAGUUUCCAGACUAUCAGAUUACUCUCUUCAACUUUUCCAGUAAUAUGAAAACUGCAAACUCCUUAUACCAAAUGGCCUUGGGUCAUCUUUAUCUUGGUAUUUUUAGUCUGUUUUUGUGUGAGUUUUUGUUGCAGGUACAAGUGAGUGUUUGCUGAAAUAGCUGAAGCAGAAGCGAGAUCUGGUGGGAUAUCAUAUUACAGUUCGAGGGGAUCUCGAAGAAUUUGUUUGAAUGUAUUUCAGAAGUUCAUGUUCUUGAGGGGAUUGCUCAAGAGAUUAGUAGAUCUAAUUCAAUACUUAGAUUUCUUUUUAGAAGUUGUUUUUUGCUAAGUGUUCAUUGGAAAUAGUGAUUGUUUUCAUAAUAUUGGUGUUGUUUGGUAACACUUAAAAAAAAAUAGUUUUUUAUUUAAUUAAUUAAAAAUUUGACAAUUAAACAUAAAAUGUGUUUGGUAACUCUAUUUUUAUUUAUUAUUUUUUUAAAUUUGAAUUAAAAUUCAUUAAAUUUUGAAAAUAAAAUUUUUUUACUUUUAAAAUUUUUUUAAACCGUUUUCGAUUUUUUUUUCUUCUUUGAAUCAAUAUCUCAUAUUGUUAAAAAAAAUAAAAA
Molecule: messenger RNA, 1542 nt
Organism: Humulus lupulus (European hop)
Lineage: Eukaryota; Viridiplantae; Streptophyta; Magnoliopsida; Rosales; Cannabaceae
Exons: 2
Coding region: 92-730 (212 amino acids)
Cellular component (GO): plastid
Source: RefSeq, a predicted model, not a curated record